Messenger RNA from Diutina rugosa, 714 nucleotides. RefSeq lists its product as uncharacterized. The record is from RefSeq and is a predicted model, not a curated record. The transcript has a single exon. Lineage: Eukaryota; Fungi; Ascomycota; Pichiomycetes; Serinales; Debaryomycetaceae. The coding region runs from base 1 to 714 and encodes 237 amino acids. Gene Ontology annotation, molecular function: hydrolase activity.
AUGGCUUCUGCUUGCGGUCCUUGCUGUUUAGAAACUAACUUCCACGAAGGUGCCCCCCAGGGUAGUCACUCUCAAAUUGGUGGCUUGGACACUUACUCUGUGGGCUCGGGAAAGAAAAUUGUGGUGAUUUUGACUGAUAUUUACGGUCACAAGUACAAUAACACUUUGCUCAUUGCCGAUGAAAUUUCGAAGGCUGGCUAUCAGGUAUUGAUCCCUGAUAUUUUGAAGGGUGAUCCGGUUCCUGCUGAGCACGGUGAUUUGGGUCCCUGGUUGCAAAACCACACUCAAGAAAUUACCACCCCCAUUGUCAACGGAUUCUUAAAGAAAAUCAGAGAAGAACUUAAGCCUACUUUUGUUGGUGGUAUUGGUUACUGCUUCGGCGCCAAAUACGUUGUUUUGAAUUUGGCUAAGGAUGGCUUGUUGGAUGCUGGCGCAGGUGCUCACCCAUCGUUUGUCACUAUUGACGAUGUCAAAGCUGUUACCAAGCCUCUCCUUUUCUCAUGUGCUGAGGUAGACCCCAUUUUCCCCGCUGAUGCUAGAUUCGAAGCGGAGAAGGCGUUGGCCGAAAUUGGUGCUCGUUAUCAGGUUGAUUUGUUCCUGGGAGUUUCUCACGGCUUUGCUUGCAGGGGUGACAUGAAGGACCCCGUGGUGAAGUACGCUGCGGAAAAGGCAUUGUCAGAUCAAAUUUGUUGGUUUCACCAAUUUGCUAAGUAG